This is a messenger RNA of Paramormyrops kingsleyae, 2773 nucleotides long. RefSeq names its product gelsolin-like. Gene Ontology annotation, cellular component: actin cytoskeleton; cytoplasm. Gene Ontology annotation, molecular function: phosphatidylinositol-4,5-bisphosphate binding; actin filament binding. The record is from RefSeq and is a predicted model, not a curated record. Gene Ontology annotation, biological process: central nervous system development; actin polymerization or depolymerization; cell projection assembly. Lineage: Eukaryota; Metazoa; Chordata; Actinopteri; Osteoglossiformes; Mormyridae.
UAAUAUUGAUAUUCCGGCCGCUUAGCCAAUCAGACGCUCCUCCGCGAGCUAUUUAACUGGCAGUGCGCUUUCCAGCGUGACCACCCCCACAUCUGUCUUCCAUCUGCACUGGCCGCCUCCUGCUCGCUCAUUCUUCAAAACUCCAACUGCAAAUCCCACCAUGGUGUCCCACAAGGAAUUUCAGACGGCUGGGAAGCAGCCCGGUCUGCAGAUAUGGCGCAUCGAAAACAUGGACCUUAAGCCGGUCCCCAAGCCCCUCUUCGGCAGUUUCUACAUCGGCGAUGCCUACCUCGUGCUCUACACAACUCCAGCACCAUCCUACUCUCUGCACAUGUGGCUCGGAAAUGAGUGCUCUCAGGAUGAAAGUGGUGCGGCGGCCAUCUUUGCUACACAGCUAGAUGACUUCCUGGGUGGCAAGCCUGUGCAGUUCCGCGAGAUUCAGGGCAACGAAUCACUCGCCUUCUCGGGAUACUUCAAGUCUGGUAUCAAAUACCAGAGAGGGGGUGUGGCCUCAGGCUUCAAGCACGUGGUGACCAAUGACAUGAACGUGAAGCGCUUGCUGCACAUCAAAGGGCGACGGACCAUCCGUGCCACCGAGGUGUCCCUGUCGUGGGGCAACUUCAAUCAGGGAGACUGCUUCAUCGUGGACCUGGGCAAGGACAUCUACCAGUGGUGCGGGAAGGAGUGUAACCGUUUCGAGCGAGUGAAGGCCUCGCAGGUGGCCAUCGACAUCCGCGACAAUGAGCGCAACGGCCGUGCCAAAGUGCAUAUGGUGGAGGACGGGGCUGAGCCCGCAGCACUGGAGGAGGCCCUGGGUCCCAAGGGCACCAUCGCCCCGGCGACUUCUGACGACGAGUCUGUCGAUGUAUCCAACACGAGGAAGGCUUCUUUGCAUAUGAUCUCUGAUGCCACAGGAUCUAUGAAGUCCACUUUGGUGGCCCAGGCGAGCCCCUUCAAGCAGACCAUGCUCAUCCCCGGCGAGUGUUUCAUCGUGGACAACGGCUUGGAUGGCAAGAUCUUCCUCUGGAAAGGACCAGAAGCUAACACAGAGGAACGCAAAGCGGCCAUGAAGACAGCCGAACAGUUCAUUAAAGAGAAGAACUAUCCCAAGACGACACAGAUCCAAGUGAUGCCAGCAGGGGGCGAGACAACCCUUUUUAAGCAGUUCUUUUCAGACUGGAAGGACAAGGAUGAAACCACAGGUCCCACCCAGGCCUACACAAUUGGCCACAUUGCGAAGGUGAAGCAGGUGCCCUUCGAUGCCUCCACCCUGCACACUAACAAGGCCAUGGCUGCCCAGCACGGCAUGGUGGACGACGGCUCCGGCAAGGUCCAGAUCUGGCGUAUAGAGGGCGGAAACAGAGUCGCAGUGGACCCCUCCACCCAUGGGCAGUUCUUUGGGGGUGACUGCUACCUCAUUCUGUACAGCUACAAGAAGGGGAGCAGUGAACAACACAUCAUCUACAACUGGCAGGGCCUGAAGGCCACCCAGGAUGAGCUGGCGGCAUCUGCCUUCCUCAUGGUCCAGCUCGACGACUCCAUGGGUGGGGCCCCCGUCCAGGUGCGCGUCACACAGGGCCAGGAGCCACCGCACCUCAUGAGUCUCUUCAAGAAGAAGUCCAUGAUCAUCCACGGCGGGGGAACGUCCCGCAAAGGCGGCCAGAGCACCCCCGGCACCACCCGCCUUUUCCACAUCCGCCAAAGCACCAGCCAGUCCACCCGCGCCGUGGAGGUGGAUCCUUGCGCCUCCCGUCUGAACACCAACGACGUGUUCGUGCUUAAGUGCCCCACCUCCACCUUUAUCUGGAAGGGCGUAGGCGCCAGCGGAGAGGAGGUGACCACCGGCAAGCAAGUGGCCAGCGUGCUGGGAGGAAGCCCCACCCAGGUGGAGGAGGGCAAGGAGCCAGAUGCCUUCUGGACUGCACUGGGUGGGAAGAAGCAGUACCAGACAUCCAAGACCCUGCAGCGCACGAUUAAGCCCCCGCGUUUGUUUGGCUGCUCCAACAAGACGGGACGGCUCAUUGCAGAGGAGGUUCCUGGAGACUUCACUCAGGCUGACCUCGCCCAUGACGAUGUCAUGUUACUGGACACCUGGGACCAGAUCUUCCUUUGGAUUGGCAACGAAGCGAACGAGGUCGAGAAGACUGGAUCACCUAAAAUCGCUGAAGAGUACGUGACCACUGACCCGUCGGGACGUCGGGGAGUGCCCAUCGUCACCAUCAAGCAGGGCGCCGAGCCGCCCACCUUCACCGGCUGGUUUCAGGCCUGGGAUCCCACCAUGUGGGACUCAGACCCGCUGGACCGCAUACGGGCCAAGUUCUAGACUCUGCGGAACCCGAGUCUCUGCGGCUGCUUUGUGUCGAUGCAAUUACACAGUAAAUGCAGUCCCUAAUGUGCCAGCCAGGGCUGACCUGCUACGCGUCUGUCCAAAUGUAUUUCUGUACUUGCCUUAGAACCUGCUUUCCACAAAAGAGUGGGUACGAAGGGCCUUUCCUUAACUGGGACCCUAUAGUGUGAAAGGUUUGACUCGGCUCCAUUGCAGCCAAAAUAGCAACUUUGUAAAACUAACCUUUUAAAUACUCAGUUACUGCCUAUAUAUGCAAAUCUUCUGGUGCACUUCUAAGCCUUAAACUCAAUAAUGCUCGCAGCUGCUGCUGAGAUAUUUAACGUGGGUCCAAUAUUGAUAGAUUAGUUAAUUUUAUAGUUUUAUCCAGUGGCCUUUGGAACUGAACACCGAUUGGUUUUUAUUAAACGUUUUGGAUUUUCAAAAUGA